AGUGCUUGGAAAAACACUUGGCUCUUAGUCCAGGUUUUGAGAUUCCUUGAGAAUAUUUUGGGAUUUGGAACUCCAUUUCCCUGCUGGUGAAAUUAGUGGGGUUUUUAUUAACAAUGUUCAAAAUGAAACCAGCAAUUCCACCUGUCCAUUUCAAUGAAGACAACCUGUUUAAAGCUUUUUCCAGCUUUUCUUGUUGCCUUUCUUAGCUGGAUAGUAUACUUAUUAUAGUCAACCAAGACCACUGUUUGGAUUUUCGGGAAGCUAAUGCUAUAGACUAGAGUCUUAGUCUUACACUAACCUUCCUUUUUCAAUCACUUUCACAAUUACUUCUCUUACUACUUCCACAUCUCCUUGGUAAAUAUGUAGCUUACUCUAGAUGCAUGCAAAGCGUGUGUUCCAUUCUUUCUCUAUUUUGACCGCUCUAUAAAUCAGUGUGCUGUGUGACUGUCUAAUCUAUUCUCAUUAUGGCAGUUCAUUACAUUUCUUGGGGUGGAUCAGGGACGUUUUAGAGGCGAGUUUGAUGCCUUUGCUUUUUUAAAAAAAAAACAAGAAGAAACUGAAACUGAGAACUCAUUAGGAGUUCAUAGGGGGAUGCAUGUUUACAAUGCGAUUGCUAUGGGGGCUAAGGCUGCCCCUACUCAUACUGAUUCAACUUCUAUACUCCAACAAAUCAACCUACAAAUUAUACGCUGAGGCUUUGUUCACUUUCAAGGGUUCUCUUGGAGGUCCACAGCAAUUAGGAUGCAGCAUUGUGAAAUAUCCAUGUCAAAUGCAAUGGCCUUGUCUUGACUGCUAUAAACUAAAAGAUCCAGGUGGAAUAACAGCAAAGAUAGAUGGGAAUAACGACGUUCCAACACUUACACCUCUUCAAGAAACUCAAGUUAGAAAACCAGGAGGAACAAGGGCUGCUGCCAUAGUCGGUAUUGUUGUUGCUGCCUUAGUCGUCAUUGUCAUUUUGGUGACUGUCUAUAUCUGCUUGAUGCGUGUUAAAAGAUUUAUGAGGCAAACAUCUGAGGUUGCUUCUUCUAUGCCAUCUCCCACUGUUGAGAUAGGAAGAGUCAACAACGCACAUGUUAAUGCUUUCUCUCCACAUUAUACGCAUAACACAAGACAGUUAACAAUUCUGGAACUAGAACAAGCAACACGAAAUUUCAGUCAUAGUAAUAUUAUUGGUGAAGGUGGAUUUGGUUUUGUAUACAAGGGCUUACUUCAAGAUGGAUCCAUAGUGGCUAUAAAAAGGCGUCUAUUUGUUCUGACACAGGAUUUUGUCCUUAAGGUGAAACAGAUAGCUCAUAUUCACCACAAUCAUCUUGUGAAGCUCAUAGGCUAUUACGAAGAUAGCUAUCAACAAUUACUUGUAUAUGAAUAUCUCCCUAACGGCAAUGUAGGGAGUCACCUAUAUGACAGUGAAGGUUUACCUAUUGGAAGGUUGGAUUUGUGGCGAAGGAUAUCUAUUGCUUCAGGCGCGUCCAAAGGUGUGGAACAUCUUCAUAGUUUGGUCCCUCCUUUGAUUCACACAAAUUUUAGAACUAGCAAUGUUCUGUUAGAUGAAAAUUACACGGCCAAGGUUUCUGAUUAUGGAUUCUGCAAUUCGAAAACACAAGUUGAUAAUGUUGGCUCAUCUUCAAAUGUAGACUGUUUUCUAGACCCAGAGCUGAGCUUUCCACAAAACUAUACGGAGAAGAGUGAUGUAUACAGUUUCGGGGUCUUCUUACUAGAGUUGAUUUGUGGUUGUGAAGCACAAAACAAAAGCAUGUCAAACCCAGAUGAAAAUAUAGUGUUUCAGGCAAAAAAUAGCGUUGACUUGGACAAGUUUGUUGACAUAACGCUGGGGGAGCAAGAAAAGCAUGGUGCUAGAAGAGUGAUGAAAUUGGCAUUGCUCUGUGUGGAUGUGACUAGUAGAAGGCCAUCAAUGGCUCAAAUUGUGCAUGAGCUGGAGCAGAUUCAAAGAGAAAUUGCUCCAAUGUAUUCUCAAUUCAACGAGGAGAUUGGUGCCGUGACUCUAGGGAGUGAGCUCUUUCAGUAAGCCUUGCGAAUUGCGAUGCCACUUUAGAAACCUUUAUUUUUCCCCCUGUUUGUUGCGUAACUAUUAUUAUUGUUAUGGUUAUUGACUUUUGUAGGUAUGUUGGUCCUGGAAGGAUAUUAUUCAUUUGUAAUUAUUUCAAAGUAAAUAAAAUGUUGAAAAUAAGUAGAAUUA
Molecule: messenger RNA, 2197 nt
Organism: Glycine soja
Lineage: Eukaryota; Viridiplantae; Streptophyta; Magnoliopsida; Fabales; Fabaceae
Product: probable serine/threonine-protein kinase PBL28
Exons: 10
Coding region: 596-2026 (476 amino acids)
Biological process (GO): protein phosphorylation
Molecular function (GO): ATP binding; protein kinase activity
Source: RefSeq, a predicted model, not a curated record